AUAUAAGAUUUAAAAAUAGAUUGCGCAGUUUUUUUUUAUCACCUGAUGCAAUGAAAAUGGACAUUCGCUGAUUCAUUUUAAGCUCGAAAACAAAGAUGAAAUUGAUUUUAGUAGCCUUUAUUCAGAGCCUGGCGAUUCAGUGCAACUGUGCGCCUUUGCCGAAGUGGGUAUACAGGGUGAAAUCUUGUCCAGAUCCCCACGAUAUAAACAAAUGGAAAGAAGCGUCUAAAAGGAUAAAUUGUUUCCAUGAUUUGACGUCAAGAGAUCCAAAGGAACAGAGAACAGUAUACCAUUGUUUGCCAAGCACCUAUUUCAACGAAUCUGUGGAAUUCUGUGGCAGAAAUGUUCCCAUUGCUCCAGGGAAUUGUCCUGUUUACAAUUAUAAAUAUGGACAAAACACAGCACCUAGUUACCACAAUUGUGGUAAUUUUACCACUGGUUGUCCAUCCAUGAUGUUUCACUCAAAGGAGGUUUAUAAAUACCCUAAUUGUUUGAAAAUAUAUCCUACCGGAAGAUGCUUUGAAGCAGAUAGAUAUUGUCAUGCCAUAUCAAAUCCUUCAAAACAGGGUUCAACUAUUACAACAAACGAGCCCAAAAUUUCAAGCACUUCAGUGCCGGUGAUCACGGAUCUAAAUGUCGACAAUGCAGAUCCCCCAGAGGUGGUUAUGAAUCCAGAUAAGAAUAAGGAGAAUGAAGUAUACGAGAAGGAGAGCAAUCGCCAUAACAUCGAAGUCAUAACCAUUGUAGUGGUUGCGGCUAUAGUUGGACUUAUAUUUGUUCUUGUUGCAUGGAAAAGGAACUAUCUGCCAUGGAAAAAAACGACGUCUGGGAGUACCACUAUAUUAUCAGAAGAGGAAAUGACAAGAUUGAUGGAAGAACAGAGGAAUUCUACACAAGGGAAAGAGCCGGCAACGGCAACUGAAUGGCAAAGUGUUUCUGAGAAUAACGGCGACGUUAGAAACACCGAAGCGGCACAAAGGAAACAGAUAAUAAACGAUCAAAGCAAAGCAGCUAUGAACUGGAAAUACAAUGAUUUAUUUGAAAGUUUAAAGAAAGACAUGACUCCAAAAUUGGUUACUCGUAUUAAACGCCGACUCAGAGAUCGAGCAGAAAAUAAACCCGAUGAACUGAUGGAAAUAACUGAGCCAUUAGACUUGUUGGAUUAUUUGAAUACCAAAUACCUUGCUUUCCAUAACAUUGUGUUUCUACAGGGAAUUUUCCUCGAUUCAAAAGCUCCCAAACUUUAUGACCAAUGUCUUCGAUAUGGCAAAACAAGAGCAGAGAAAAUAAUGUUUUUUGAAAAAAGAAUUCUGGAGACGGAUCACACUCGAGUGGUGUACUUGAUUAAUUGCCCAAAUAUGUCUCUCUACGAACGUUCAGAGCUUGAAACUUUGAGAAUAAUGUUGUCGACGUUAAUCCAUGCAAAUUAUGACGACAUAAUAGUGUCUGGUGUUAAAAAUGGGUGUGUGGUUGUUACAUUUAUGAUAAGAAAUUGCUUAAUCCCAUCAUUAAGAACACUCUAUUUACCAUCAAAACGGAGUAUGACGUGCCAAUGGAUGUUGAAACUUCCGUUACAUUACAAAACUGUCAAAGUGAUGAUUGAAGAUGAUGUGAUAUACAUGUCAGACCUGUUGAUGUCAGUGAAGGAGCUAACAGCUGAAGCAGCACUAAGCGGGUGUGUCCUGAGAUCCGAUUAUCCAGUUUCUGAUGACGACAAAUUACAGGUCCACUUUGGGGAGAAAAAUGUUGGAAUGUUUUCGGAAGGAAAUUGCAGAGAAGACACAGAGCAACUUCUAGGAUGGACCAAGGAUGAAAAGAAAUUGGAAGAUUUCCUGAGGGAAUUAGGCGGUUCCAUAACAGACGACAUACUUCAAUCCAUGAAGUACAUUCUACAUGAUUUCAUUGAAAAGGAGAUGGUAAAAGUGAUGGAUACAAAUGCGAUAUUAGAGCACCUGUCUAAGAAUUUCAAACUUCAGUACAACAUGUGUUUUCUACAGUGGAUGUUCAAUAAAUGCGGCGCUCAUUAUAUCAGUGAAAGCUGUCGAAAAUUUGUGUCCGAAAACCAGUUCCAACUCUUAUGUUUCCAUGCCAAUGCAACUCCGUGUAGAGGACAACAGCGUUUGAAAUUCCACAUCAUGGUAUUUGAAUUGGAGGACUAUGAGGCAGAAAUUCACGAUCUGAGGAACUGGCUUGCUAAAACGUUAGGAGUAAAUCCUGGUGAAAUUUUGAUGACCGCCCUAGAAAGUGGUCCGAUAGUUGUGACCUUCAUGAUGAGAGAAAAGCAUGCCAUGGCUUUCUUGGAGUUUAUUAAAACCGAUGAUGGUCAAAUUGCCGUAUCUCGUAAAAGAGUCGGUAAAAUAUUUCAGAACGGGAACUUGAUAAAGAUAGGAAAGGCCUUGAAUGGAUCCAAUUUCGUACAUGUUCGGUUGCGUUUCCAAGAUAACGGUAUUAAAGAUAAUUUACGGAGAGGAGAGAAGAUGGUCAGAGAUGCAGUUAAUCAUAUUCUUCGGGACACAAAUCUACCGAUGGAAGGAAAUGAAGUAUAUACUAAAGUUGUGCCAUCAAAUCAAUCAGAAAAUGACAAUGCAGCAAAACGUGUCCAUGAAAACUGGGAUUCUCUUUUGGAUGAACUUGAACCACUAACAAUCCUGAAUUGCUUGAAAUUUGAUGAGGAGUUUGUGCAGAAAGUCAGAAGCAGAAAUAGUAGAAAGGAGCGAGCAGAAUGUUUCUUAAACAAGUGCUGCAAAUUAUCAGAGGAUGAAUUCGAGAAAGUAUGGUCACAUUUGGAAAAAUAUUGUAAUUCCAUUCCAAAUGAAGAUAAAAGUGAUACAGAAUUAGACCCUACAAAAGAAUGGAUCAAAUCAAAUUGGGACGAUGUCCUUGACGAGAUCGACUCCGAUUUCAUAGAUGCUACGAUCAAAAACAUGAAGGAUGUACCCAGUUCUGUGUAUACAUUGUGGUCUGACGGCAAGAAAAGUAGAAAGGAGAAGGCUACGAUAUUUCUAGAAUUUGUGCUCUCAAAGCAUGGAUAUUUGAAGGCACUCCAGAAAACCUUACAGGAAUAUAACAUUCAUUGUCCGGACAGUUCUGAAUGCUAGGGUUUGUCUCUCAAUUGUGAAACGCACACAAUCCCAUGUUUGAAUUUACAGUUACAAUUAUAACGAUCAUAGAAUUUGCGAAAAGCUGAUGUCAACCGAGCUUGUUGAAACCAUUGCAAUUUAGGAUUUAUGGGAUUGAUCACUGUUCGUUAUUUUGGUUUGUUUAUCAAAUAGACUUUCAUUGUGUCUUGACGGCAUGCGAGACUGGACGGUUCGAAUAAGCUCAAACUCAAUCAUGAUAAAACUGAACUUAUGGUUUUUAAGACAAACACAUGAUUACUGAUUUUAUACAACAAUUUGCUUUAUCAUUCGGAGAAAACAUCUCUUAGGAAUCCAAUCAUAUAAAAACCUCGGGAUUUAUUUUAACAAGAUCUUGAGUAUGGAAAGACAAUGUAGUUCAAUUUCAUCCUCAUUCUACUUCCACUUUCGGAACACGGGGCAUGACAGACUAUUUAUUACUGAAGAUGUGUGCAAGACCAGUGAACUCUCACUUAGACCAUGGAAAGGCAUUGCUUUUUGGAAUAAUCAAACAACUCAUUGACAAGUUCCAAAGAGUCCAAAACACAGCCGGUGGGUCAAUCACAGCAUCUAAACAGCGAGGUCACUUCACUCCUGUUCUUAAGUGUCUUCACUGGUUACCCGUCCAGUAUCGAAGCCAGUGCAAGAUCCGUGUGCAUGUCCAUUAAGCACUACCGGUAAAUGCAUUGGCUCCCUUGUACUUGAGCUCGUAUCAGCCUGCAAGGAGCUUGCAUUCUUAAUCGCCGUGCCCACUUUCUGUCCCUAUGACACGGACAAAAACAUAUGGAGAACACGUGUUGAAAGAGUCGCGUCUUCCCCGUGGAGCGCACUUCCCUUGGACCUUAAGAAGUAUGAUUCUCAUUCAGCCUGUAAAACAGUAUUAAGACAUAUCUUUAUGUUGAUGAUUUGACUUUACAAAGUUUUAUACUUAUUAAUCACGAUGCCUGGAUUUAUCCUAAUGUGGGGCGCCUAAGAGUAAUUUUCUAGGGAGCGCUGUAAAAGGUUUCAUCAUCAUUAUUAUUUAUAUUUAUUUCUUUAACUUUGUUUAUAACGUUUGAACAAUCUUUACAUUUGAUAAGGGACUGUGUAUGAGGGCGUCGUUCUUGGGUACCUGUAAUAUUCAAUGUUAUUCUUUUUAAUGUUCAAGACUAUUAUAUUUCAAUUGUUUCUAAUAUUGAUCAGUAUGCUUAGUAUAUAUAAAUAUUUUAUUUUUGGAAUCAUCUAGACCAGAUGAUACACUGAUAAUCAAAGACAAAUUACAAGAUGACCAUAAUUAAGAAUCUACCUUAUUCUACAAAUGUGUGCAUACUUUUACAUAUUAAACACGAUUUUCUUGUUGCAA
This is a messenger RNA of Ostrea edulis (European flat oyster), 4458 nucleotides long. RefSeq lists its product as uncharacterized. The coding region runs from base 96 to 3098 and encodes 1000 amino acids. NCBI's taxonomy places the organism in Eukaryota, Metazoa, Mollusca, Bivalvia, Ostreida, Ostreidae. The transcript has 22 exons. The record is from RefSeq and is a predicted model, not a curated record.